AUGAGCAAUGAAGAUGACGCCGAGGAACUUGUCGAUUUCGACCAAGCCGCCUAUCACGUCUACUUUAACUCCGAACCAUAUAACAGAUAUAUCACAAAAUGGGGCUCAAGAGCUGAAUACUCAUACGCUUUUGACUCGCUCUCAUCCGAAAUGCAUCAAUAUUGGAAUGAAAUAAAACAGCCAGAAAGUGAGCGAUUGAAAAAGUUGCAAUUUUGCAAAGAUUUGAAGGAGGCGAUUAAAAGGAAUUGUCCGACGUGGAACUUUGAUGUGGUGCCUACCGGCUCUUCGGUGACAGGUCUCGCCGCGAAAAACAGCGAUCUCGAUAUAACCAUUCAUAUUCCGCAAGCAACUAUGGCGUUUGUCGAGCGUCACGAGCCAAUCGACGUUCGCGCAAAGGAAAAGCACGCAAUCAAUGUCGCUUCGUUCAGCAUUCUUCGAAUCGUUCGCCGAAUUCUUGAGAACGACGAGCAAAUCAAAAAUAAAAUCAUGCGAUCUCGCGAUCAGAACUACAUUCAGCUCGUGCCGGCCAGCAUCCAAAUUCUUUCGCUCGUCACCGCCGACGGCAUCGAAUGCGACAUCGGCGUCGUCAUCGAGGACUUCCUCUCAUCGCUUCACAAUUCCUUCCUUCUCAAUCAUUUCAAUCGAAUCGAGCCGAGAUUCGCGCCAUUGUGCGCCAUCAUCAAAUUGUGGGCCGACAAGACCGAGGUGAGGAAGCCGAAGGAAGGCGGAUUCAAUAGCUACGCGAUUGUUCUGCUCAUCAUUCAUUUUCUGCAAUGCGGCACCUAUCCGCCGAUUCUGCCGCAUUUGCCAAAAGUCUACGAGAAGGACGAGUUUUUCGCGCAAAACGAGCACACAUUUCCAGCGUGUGUCGAUUUCAGCAAACCAUUGCCGAGGGCCCUUCCCGAGGUGACCAAGAACGCAUCGAACAUCGCCCAAUUGUUUUUGCAAUUUUUGAAUUAUUAUGUCGAUUUCAAUUUUCAUAAGAAUUACAUUUCAUUGCCAACGGGCAAAGUUCAAAACAGAAAAGAAUUGGACCCUGAAAAAGCGCGUUUACAUCAUCAGAAGAGCGUGUACAUCGAGGAUCCAUACGACAAUCACAAUCCGGGAAGAACGGUUCGCAAUCUUGCCGCAAUUCGCGAGGCAUUCCGCAGCACACUGGCUCUGUUCGAGCCCGUCGACGACGUAUUCACAUGCCCGACGUUAGAGCAACUUCUGAAUUGCCAGAUAGCUCGAGGCGAAUUGAUAUAUGAUAACGAUGAUAAUUCGGACGAUGAGGAAGUCGAUAAUUUCGAUUUUGAUGAUCCAGUGUACUAA
Molecule: messenger RNA, 1314 nt
Organism: Caenorhabditis bovis
Lineage: Eukaryota; Metazoa; Nematoda; Chromadorea; Rhabditida; Rhabditidae
Source: the annotation of a GenBank genome assembly